Molecule: messenger RNA, 1281 nt
Organism: Fimicolochytrium jonesii
Lineage: Eukaryota; Fungi; Chytridiomycota; Chytridiomycetes; Spizellomycetales; Powellomycetaceae
Exons: 1
Coding region: 1-1281 (426 amino acids)
Source: RefSeq, a predicted model, not a curated record
AUGAAGCAUCAGCACCGCGACCAAUACGACGACGAACCACAUGACGCCGGUGACACUCGCACUCACACCUACGACGACGACGUACACGACGACGAGCGCCUGAAAUCAGAAGCCGAUGAGGAUCACGACGAUGGAGCUCCCGAAUCCUCAUCUUCACCCCGCCUCCGGCGACAUGUCGCGAGAUCUGCUUACCAAGAUCAGAUCAACGCCAUUACACCCACCAACAUCACGUACGACGGCACGACUAGAUCGGCCAACAACCCAGCGCUGCAUUUUCAUCAAUCCAACCAUCGCGAUGCGCGGCCGCCUGAAGAGCGUCACUGUCGCGGCGACCUCGUGUCCCCGCCGCUUCGCAAUCCGGACGAGAGGCCGAUGCGGGACGAGGCGGUCGGCGGCGACCGACGUGGUCAUUCACGGCAGAUAUCUACUGCGUCUGCUCCGGCCGCCAUGACCCGACAAUCGCAGCGCACAGAUGACCAGUUACGCUACGGCGAGAUGCAUGUGGGAAGUUCGUCGCGAGAGCGUGCAUCUGAGGACCAAGGCUCGCAGGCCUCCUUCCCGUACAUGGCAACGAUAACGUCCAACUCGGCCUGGCCUCUACUCGCAGCCAACAGCACCCUGCCCCUAGCCCCGAUUAGCGCCACACUACAGCCCCGAAUGCCCUUCGCAGCGGGCAGCGGGCCGAUGCCCAUCGACCUGAGUGACCCUGACCUCGCCACAAACAGCAGCACACGCCGCCACAACGCCGCCAUCCUCGCCCGUGAAGACCUCUACAACGCUCGCCUAAUGCGAGCCUACCAGCGUCCCACCAUCGAAGUCCUUCUUCGAUCCCCGCGUCUCGACCACCACAACACCCGCGCGUACGAUUCCGACUCCCACGAUGACGAUGACGACGGCGAUCCCGCGCGCAUCCCGAGCCUAGAUGGUGUCGACGAGAGCAAUGUCGCGAGCAGCAGUAGCGGCAGCGGCGGGAGUCCUCGGUACCUUAACAAGCCGCGGACGCACCAUAUGAUGCAACGGUCGAAACGGACGCAUCAUCGGCCGCGACGCACGAGGGAUUGGUUUGAGUCACAGUAUGUGUGCAAUAGUAGUGUGAGUCCGAGUGAGGAGACGACCACUACUACGCCGAGUGCGAAGGAGGAGGAGGAGGGUGGUGCAACGGGCCGGGUGAGCGGUAUUGUUGAUGGAGAGGUGGAGAGCAUUGAUGGGGAUGAAGGUGAUGACGAGGAGGAGAGUGGCGAAGAGGAGGCGCACGCAGCGUCUCUGUGUAGGAUUGGAUAG